Symbiodinium sp. CCMP2592 is the source of this 1353-nucleotide messenger RNA. NCBI's taxonomy places the organism in Eukaryota, Dinophyceae, Suessiales, Symbiodiniaceae. The record is from the annotation of a GenBank genome assembly.
AUGGCUGCUGAUGGCCACGAGUGCACAGCAGAGGUGGUAGAGGAGCCGCAGAAGCCAGGGCAUUCUUGUCCUUUGGCUCGCAGUUUCCGACACUGCGAGGCUCUGCGAGUACUCAUUGGAGUUCUCGUCGGCCUGGCGGUUGGCCUCGUGCUCUCCUUGGCUGCCAACCUGCCAGCAGAGUCGGAGAUCCUUCAAAUCCUGGCCUUCCCUGGGAAGCUAUGGCUGAAAGCCUUGAAAUGUGUGGUGCUGCCCAUGAUCUUUUGCGGCAUGGUUCAUUCCAUGGUCAUGAUGCGAGAACUUCCAGCCGCACGCAGUGCUGCUAUCUGGGUUAUUGGGCUCUACACCACCACCACCGCAUUGCAGCUUUGGGAGGGCGUUGCCAUCUCUUGGACGCUGCUGCGAACCUCCUUGAAACCUGUGGAGGCGGCCCUGGCCAAGGAGACUGGGCUAGAGAAGAUGUCCAUGCUGGACACAGUUCUUAACAUCUUCGACCAGCUGGUUCCGAAAAAUGUUGUGAAGGACGCGGCACAGAACCACCUUAUCUCGGUCAUCCUCAUGGCAAUCAUCGUCGGCAUCCUCCUCCGUGUAAAGCGCGAUGAUGGCCGCAGGAGCAUUUUUCUUGACCUGCUGGACGAGAUCAACGAGGUGGUGACGAGAUGCAUUAAUGUGCUGAUCUGGCUCAGCCCCCUCGGCGUAGGGAGUCUCGUUUGCAGCAGCGCCGCGCGCUUCGACCUGGCCCACCUCGGGACGGCAGUGGCCCUGCUUGUGGCAGCGGUCCUGUGUGCUGCAGGUAUUCACAUGUUUGUCUUCUGUGCCCUGUUGCUUACUCUGGGCGCAGGCCGCAACCCCAUCCGCUUCUUCCUGAACUGCCUGCCGCAGUUGCUUACUGCCCUUGGCAGCUCGUCCUCUGCGGCUGCGCUGCCUCUCAGCAUUUCCGUCGCCAUUGACAAGAACGACUUGUCACCGCACAUCGCCAAGUUCGUGCUGAGCCUCGGGGCCACCAUCAAUAUGGACGGGACUACCGCGUAUCUCAUCUGUGCCACGUCUUUCCUGGCGGCCCUGCAGGGCAUCUCUUUGACAGCCGGGGACUACGCUUCCAUGGUUCUGAUGGCCACCCUCUGCUCCAUGGGCUCAGCCCCUGUACCCAGCGGCAGCCUAGUGCUUCUCACGACGUUGCUCACUUCCUUGAACAUCCCCGUCACAGAGACGUUUGGCUUGAUCACGGCCGUGGAUUGGCUAUUGGACCGAGUGAGGACAUGUGUCAACGUCUACGGCGAUGCUUGUGUCGCAGCGGUGGUUGACAAGAAGAUGGAAGGACGCAAUCCGAAGCAAGAGCUUUUCACUCCAGUUUAA